AUGCAAACCCUAAUUCAAAAGAACUUCAGCUUCCAUUUUGAUCCUUACAUACCUUCUAAUUUCCUCUCAUCACGCAUAAACCACAACGAAUUUCUCCAAAUUCACCAAAAGGAACGCCGUUAUACUCUCAAAACUCUGAAACUACGCUCCGCCGCAGCUCCUCAAUCGCCGAGCUACGGUGGCUGGGAUGACUUCCAGCUCGGUGGCGACUCGGUCAGCUCCGGUGAGUCAAACCAGUUCUACACUCUUUUGAGCUCCAUUGGAAUCGGUGAUAAGAAGUAUGCAUUUGUUUAUCUGUUUGGGUUUGUUUGUGCCCUGGCCAUUUCUAGAGUUAGGGUUCCCACAAUUAUGCUCUUUCCAGCUAGCGCCAUUGUAUUUGCUCUUGGAUUUGCUGUUGGGUCUGUCAAAGGGGCCAAUUUUAAAGAGUUAAGAUCAAUUGAGAACAGGAAAAAGCUUAUAGAGGAUGAAUUCAGGGGUUUGAUUGAGAAAUUAGGGGACGUGAGGGAUAAUCUGAAGGGGUACAAUGCCGAGUUUUUAAGUUUGAAGAAAGGUGUUGAAAGAAGUAUAGAUCGCAAUCAUGUCACAGUUAAUGAUUUAGAAGGCUAUGUUUACUUUAUAGAAUCAGUCGACAAGAAUUUAGGGAAAACAAUAGAUCUUGUAGAUAAUUGUAUACAGUGUGCACUAGGCGGCAAUGAAGAAAAUGGGGUAGUUUCUGAGCUUCAUCCCGGAAGAAAAGGAAAAAAAAUGGGCGACAGUUCAUUAAAAAAAUUUGAUGGUUUUUUUGGAUGGAAGUUUGGUGGUGGAAAGGCUGGUAAAGUUGAAAGCUCUGGCCAGGUGAAAUCGCACGAUGCAGAAGAAGUGAAGAAUCAGAAACCAGCAAACAUCUUAGUCAGUCCUUUUGAAAAUAGAAAUGUAAACUCUGCACCAAAUCAAGAUUUUGAAAAUAAUAGUGCGUCUACAUUGAACAAUCCUAUGGAUAACGCUGUUCCAGUACGAGAUAGGGCCGAAAAUGAUAGUUCUUUUCAUGGGAUUGGUAUGGAAGAUAUGUUAGUUGAAAAUGACAAGACAAAUCUGGGUGAGUUAUACGGUCCCGCAGUUUCGGACCAGAAAAAUUACAGUCACCGGAAAAAGACGUCAAAAUUCUCGAACAACCAACAAAUACAUGUGAAAGAUUAUCUGGAUGAAACUGAAACGGUCUCAUCACACUAUGACUCGUCCAGUUCUGUUGAUUUUAGCGUCAGUAUGAAUCGCAGCCAGCGGAAAAGUGAGACGCUGAACAGAAAUUAUUUGCAUUUAGAAAUCACAGAAGAGGACAAACAAGUGUACCGAAGGAACUUUUACACAAAGGAGAAUUUCGGUCCUGAAAAGAGGCCAUCAUUUGCUAAUAAUCAGGAAUCCACAAAUGAUUGCAUUAUUGGGCCUUCUCAAUCUUCGAUGCUCGGUACUGAUUUAGAAUUCAAUAGGUAUCUUUCAGAAGCUAAUAAUCUUUUGAAAGAAGCAAAAGGGUGUUUGACACAAGAAAUUGACAUGAGUAGAGCAGACGUUGUACUGCAAAAGUCGGCAUUACUACUCUCGAAAGCAAUUGAUAUGAGGCCAAUGAGCCUAUUGGCCGUAGGCCAGCUGGGGAACACGUAUCUGCUUCACGGAGAAUUGAAACUCACAACGAGUAGAGAGUUGAGAUCCCUACUUGUGAGAAGUGAUCACUUUCUUGAUGGGGAGUUGGGGAAAGUUCUAAAAAAGCUUGAGGAUCAAUUUAACGACAGGGAUGAGAUCACAUCAGCUCUUGUGAACGUUUGUGAAGAAUGUGAAGAGCUACUUGUGAAGGCAGGGAGGAAGUACAAACUGGCCUUGUCAAUUGAUGGGAAUGAUAUGAGGUCGAUGUAUAAUUGGGGCCUUGCGCUUACCUUUCGUGCGCAGUUGAUUGCGGAUAUUGGGCCAAGCGCAGCUCGUGAUGCGGACAAAAUCUUCUUGGCUGCCAUUGACAAAUUCGAUGCCAUGAUGUCCAAAAGCAAUGUUUAUGCUCCUGAUGCUCUUUUCAGAUGGGGAGCAGCAUUACAGCACAGGUCACAGCUAAGGCCAAGUCGAAGCAGAGAAAAGGUGAAGUUGUUGCAGCAAGCCAAACAGUUAUACGAAGAUGCACUUCUUAUGGACUCUGAUAACCGACCCGUGAGAGAGGCACUAUCGUUGUGCAUGUCCGAGUUAGACUACUGGUACAGAUAG
Molecule: messenger RNA, 2220 nt
Organism: Striga hermonthica
Lineage: Eukaryota; Viridiplantae; Streptophyta; Magnoliopsida; Lamiales; Orobanchaceae
Source: the annotation of a GenBank genome assembly